This is a messenger RNA of Agrilus planipennis (emerald ash borer), 1172 nucleotides long. Its product is annotated as UDP-glucuronosyltransferase 2B1-like. Bases 77 to 553 code for a protein of 158 amino acids. NCBI's taxonomy places the organism in Eukaryota, Metazoa, Arthropoda, Insecta, Coleoptera, Buprestidae. The record is from RefSeq and is a predicted model, not a curated record. Gene Ontology annotation, molecular function: UDP-glycosyltransferase activity. The transcript has 2 exons.
UUACCAUAACAACAAUUUUAUUUUAUCAGGACACCGAAAUGUAAAGGCAUUCAUAACGCAAGGAGGUUUUCAAUCCAUGGAAGAAGCAAUUUAUAAUAGAGUGCCUUUAAUUGGCAUGCCAUUCUUCUUCGAUCAAGAAAUGAACGUCAAUCUAAUGGUGCAUCACGGCAUCGGGGUCAAGGUCGACUUGCACAAGGUCACCAAAAGCGACUUGAAGGCGAAAAUUUUUGAUGUAGUCAGGAAUAAGAAGUACCACAGAAAGAUUUCAGAAGUAAGAGAUUUCAUACUAGACCAACCGAUGACGGGUCUCGAAAAGGCAGUUUGGUGGACGGAAUACGUUAUAAGACACAAAGGUGCAAAGUACUUCAGGAGUCCAUUGCUCGACACCCCCUCGUAUCAGUAUUUCCUGAUGGACAUCAUAGUUUUCGUAGGAUUGGCACUCUUCCUAAUUUUGGGAAUUUUCUUAUCUCUGUUCGUGCUUUUGAAGCCGGCUCUGUUACAAGUGAUAAAGUAUCUGUUUCUGGGCGACGAAAAGAAACUAAAGGCUAUGUGAAAAAUGGUCCCAGAAAAACAGUCUCGUCUAACUCUUUUGUAAUUAUUUGCUGUAAUUUAAGACGCAGUGGUGUAUCGGUACAAUAGAAUAUGUUCACCGUGAUUUAGGAUAGUGAUGGAGUCGAAUAUGUGCUAGUUGAUGCUUCUAAAACAAUUAUUGUUUCCGAUGUUGACGUUUUGUUGGCUAUUUUUUACUUUUAUUAACCUGAUAUUGGUGACGUGUGUUUGUUUAAAGGGUGAUUGUUAGUUUGUCAUAUUUCAAAAUAAUUGACCCUUCUACGAGUUUAUCUUGUGGGACCUCACCCACACCAUAUUUAUUGUUGCCCUAUAAAGUAUAAGUGUCUCAUACAAUAGAUACUUUUAAUUAUGCCGAAUGAAAUGUUGGAAGAAAACGAUUACUUGUACAAUAACUUCCAAUUUUUUUGCGAAUAUGUGAUAUGUGUUGUUGAAAGUUGAUUAACUUAUUGAUUAUAGUUUAAUUUUAAUCUUUUUACCACUACCUGUUCUCCUGUCCCUUAAUUUAUAAUGCACUGUUUUUUAAUUGUUCUAAGUAAGUAAGUACCUGAAAAAUUCAAACUUGUGUAAACAAAAUCUGCGGUUGUCUAAUAAAUUGAUACAAA